This is a messenger RNA of Pteropus alecto (black flying fox), 2775 nucleotides long. It is a transcript of the gene SH3BP5, whose product is annotated as SH3 domain binding protein 5. Gene Ontology annotation, molecular function: protein kinase inhibitor activity. Gene Ontology annotation, cellular component: cytoplasm. The record is from RefSeq and is a predicted model, not a curated record. Gene Ontology annotation, biological process: negative regulation of protein tyrosine kinase activity; intracellular signal transduction. NCBI's taxonomy places the organism in Eukaryota, Metazoa, Chordata, Mammalia, Chiroptera, Pteropodidae. The coding region runs from base 157 to 1518 and encodes 453 amino acids. The transcript is spliced from 9 exons.
CGCUCCGCCUCCGCUGGAGGGAUCCGCAUCGGCGAGCGGCAACCCAGUGUCAACCGCGGCUCCUGGUGCCGGCUGUGGCCAGACGGCUCCGACCGAGCCCGCGGCGGCCGCCAGCUCUCCGAAGCCCGCCGCGCGGUUCGCGUUCCGGCUGCCCGCAUGGACGCGGCGCUGAAGCGGAGCCGCUCGGAGGAGCCGGCUGAGCUCCCGCCGGCGGCCCGGGACUUGGAGGAGGAGGAGGAAGCGGGGAUAGAGCAGGAGCUGGAGGAGGAAGAAGAGGUGGACCCCCGGAUCCAGGGAGAACUGGAGAAGUUAAAUCAGUCCACGGAUGACAUCAACAGGCGGGAGACUGAACUUGAGGAUGCUCGUCAGAAGUUCCGCUCUGUUCUGGUUGAAGCAACGGUGAAACUGGACGAACUGGUGAAGAAAAUCGGCAAAGCCGUGGAAGACUCGAAGCCCUACUGGGAGGCGCGGAGGGUGGCGCGGCAGGCUCAGCUGGAAGCUCAGAAAGCCACGCAGGACUUCCAGAGGGCCACAGAGGUGCUGCGUGCCGCCAAGGAAACCAUCUCCCUGGCUGAGCAGAGGCUAUUGGAGGAUGACAAGCGGCAGUUCGACUCGGCCUGGCAGGAGAUGCUGAAUCACGCCACCCAGAGGGUCAUGGAGGCUGAGCAGACCAAGACAAGGAGCGAGCUGGUACACAAGGAGACAGCAGCCAGGUACAACGCAGCCAUGGGCCGCAUGCGGCAGCUGGAGAAGAAACUCAAGAGAGCCAUCAACAAGUCCAAGCCUUAUUUUGAACUCAAGGCAAGGUACUAUGUGCAGCUUGAGCAACUAAAGAAGACCGUAGACGACCUGCAGGCCAAACUGGCCCUGGCAAAAGGGGAGUACAAGACAGCCCUGAAGAACCUGGAGAUGAUCUCGGAUGAGAUCCACGAGCGGCGGCGCUCCAGUGCCAUGGGGCCUCGGGGCUGCGGCGUCGGGGCGGAGGGCAGCAGCACGUCUGUGGAAGACCUGUCAGGAAGCAAACCGGAGCCGGACACCGUUUCUGUGGCCUCCGAGGCCUUUGAAGAUGACAACUGCAGCAACUUUGUGUCUGAAGAUGACUCGGAAACCCAUUCUGUGUCCAGCUUUAGUUCAGGACCAACAAGCCCAUCUGAGACGGCUGACCAAUUCUCUGCAGUUGUGAGGCCCGGCAGCCUGGAUCUGCCCAGCCCCGUGUCCCUGUCAGAGUUUGGGAUGAUGUUCCCGGUAUUGGGCCCUCGCAGUGAAUGCAGUGGGGCCUCCUCCCCGGAGUGUGAGGUGGAACGAGGAGACAGAGCAGAAGGGGCAGAGAAUAAAACAAGUGACAAAGCCAACAACAAUCGGGGUCUUAGCAACAGCAGUGGUGAUGGUGGCAAGAUCCAAAGCAGCACCUCCCCCGAGGGCCAGGCCUUGGUGAACAGGAUGAAGCAGCUCUCCCUGCAGUGCUCAAAGGGAAGAGAUGGGAUCAUUGCUGACAUAAAGAUGGUGCAGAUCGGCUGACGGAUCCAAGGUCUUGGCCCACGUGCAUAUCAAUAUUUAUACAUGAAACUGUGUGGAGAACAUUGUGCCAAUAAUCAUUUAACACAUGCCAAAUCGUAAGCGUUUACUCUAAACUGCACUAAUGAAGUUUCAGUGACCUGAAGGCUGAAGAUUUUACUUCGGGGUAAGAGCUCUUGGGCUGGUGUAUUUAUUUCAGAGCAGAGCUGUUGUUGCAGGUGGACUGUGACCAGGUUCACGACUUUUGUGGUACAUUACCUGUAAUAGUGUUAUGGAAGCAAUAACUAGUUCCUAUGAAAGAACCAGAGCCAGGAAAGGGGCUGGGAAGCUGAGCCCAGCCGGGGUCAACAGCUUGCUUCUCUUCCCCUUUACUCACCUUCAAUUUGGGAAAAGGGAGAUGUUCUCUCCUUUAUAUCCUAGGGGAUAUAAAUGAAAAUAACACAAGACAAAACCCAAACAUUCAAAACACACCUUUUUGACUCAGCAAAGGCUUAACAUUCAAGAACACAAUUCAUUUUCAUCAUACGUGGUGUUCAGAAGGGGCUUUAAAAAAAAGUAUGUGUUGGACACCCAUUGAAACCAGUUUCUGUAAAGGUUACUAUGAACUGCACUUUUUAGGGUGGGAAAGGUGAAUGCCAGUUGUGGGGAUUGGGGGUGGGGUGGGGUGAGGGUAGCAAGGACACAUCAUAGAAAGGGAUUUGUGGCUGUAUGAGAGAAGGUUCUAUAGCAUGAACCUUCUUCUACCAGCCAAGGGGACUUAUUUCUAAGAGAAGUGCAUGUAAAGAAUGGUCGCCAUUGUUAUUCUAGAUUGACAAGGUGUUAAUUUCUCUGUAGGUUUUAACUUUAAAAGUGAAAAGUUACUUAAGGGUCAUGCUGCACCAGUAGUACUUAGAGAAACUUGUUUCUUGAAGCUAGGAAAGGGAGUAGGCGUGUGUUGGCCUAAGGCUGUUGAAUAGAUGCAGUGGGGUCUGUUAUGCUAGUAGUAGUGUUAACACUGCUUUUCUUUGUUUUCAUGGUUACACAUAUUUAAGAGCACUGUAUUUUAUUUGUUAAAAAGACUUGGCAUUUCCAAAAGGAAAAAAAGCCAACCUCAUUUCCAGUUGUUUGUUAAUUCUGUCACAACUUGCAUACUUUAGUCAUUUGUAAAUCUCUUCAUACUGUAGUGUGUUCUCCUUUUUUAAUGAUACAGUAUCCUGAUUACAAGGUUAUUUUGUACUUGUCUCAAUACCUUGAGUGUAAUAAAAAUGGCUUAAGAAAAUG